Molecule: messenger RNA, 2649 nt
Organism: Penicillium verhagenii
Lineage: Eukaryota; Fungi; Ascomycota; Eurotiomycetes; Eurotiales; Aspergillaceae
Product: tRNA (cytosine-C5-)-methyltransferase
Exons: 3
Coding region: 1-2649 (882 amino acids)
Biological process (GO): tRNA methylation
Cellular component (GO): nucleus; cytoplasm
Molecular function (GO): tRNA binding; tRNA (cytidine-N5)-methyltransferase activity
Source: RefSeq, a predicted model, not a curated record
AUGGGAAAACGUGGAGGCAAGAAGUUCAGCCGUGGUGGUGGUCGUGGCGGCGGCGGCCGUCGCAACGAUAACUGGCAAACAAUUACCAGAGACAACGAAAAGCUCGAGCGCUAUUACAAUGAGCCGGAGUUCCUUGCCGAUGAUGAGAGAGAGGCUUUCUGGACUCAUCUCCAGCGGGACCUUCCCAACAGCUUCCGCUUCACUGGCUCUCGUGGCCAUGCGCUCGCUGUUCAGAAACGUCUCAGAGACUUUUACGUCCCCGAAAUCACCUCAAUCAAGUAUGAGGGCGAGUUCGUUGACCCGCCGCGCCCGGUUUCGUGGUACCCGGACCAGCUUGCUUGGUGGAUGACAACCCCCAAGCAGGUCAUUCGCCGGUUUUCCCCCUUCUCUUCCUUCCAGAAGUUCCUUGUUGCCGAGACCGAAGUCGGAAAUAUCAGUCGUCAGGAAGUUGUCAGCAUGAUUCCUCCCCUUCUCAUGGACCUCCACCCUGGUAUGACCUGCCUGGAUAUGUGCGCUGCACCCGGAAGCAAGUCUUGCCAGCUGAUGGAGCUGAUCCACGCCGGCGAGGAGGAUUCUAUCAAGGAAGUUUCCCAAAAGGUUAAGGAAGGCACUGCCGCUCCUGAGCCCCUUGGCCCAGAAGGAUUGAACGACGACGGCCGUACCUCUGGUCUGUUGAUCGCCAACGACAGUGAUUACAAGCGUGCGCACAUGCUUAUCCACCAAAUGAAGCGCUUGAGCUCGCCGAAUUUGAUUGUCACCAACCACGAUGCUACAAUGUACCCGUCCAUCAAGCUUCCCCCACUUCCUUCUACUGAUGGUAAGCCCCAGAAGGGCCGCUACUUGAAGUUCGAUCGCAUUCUUGCCGAUGUACCUUGCUCAGGUGACGGUACUGCUCGUAAGAAUUAUAAUGUCUGGAAGGAUUGGAACCCCGCCAAUGGUCUUGGACUCCACCUCACCCAGGUUAAGAUUUUGAUCCGUGCCUUGCAGAUGCUGAAGGUGGGUGGACGUGUUGUCUACUCUACCUGCAGUAUGAACCCAGUUGAGAACGAGGCGGUUGUUGCUUGCGCCAUCGAGCGCUGCGGCGGCGCCGCUAACGUCAAAAUCAUUGAUUGUAGCCAGGAGUUGCCCGGUCUCAAGCGGGCACCUGGUCUGAAGACCUGGAAGGUCAUGGACCGUGAAGGUCGCAUCUGGUCUAGCUGGAAGGACGUUGAAGGCCACAGGGAUCAGGAGGGCGCUGAGGGUCUCGCUAGAUUCUCCGAGAGCUUGUUCCCUCCCAGCGGAGAGAACGCUGAUCUGCCGCUUGAGCGCUGCAUGCGUGUCUACCCUCACCACCAGGAUACCGGUGGCUUCUUCAUCACUGUCCUUGAGAAGACAGCUGAGAUCAAGGCCAAGGCCGUGGAUCACUCUGCUAUCAUCGCCAAGGUGGCCCCCAAGGCCCCCAUCGCCGAUCUCGUUGCGGAGCUCGAUUCCCGCAAGAACGACGAUGGCGCCGAGCCCUACAAGAAGCUGGAUGCCCUUGAUGGUGUUGCCGUUCUCGACGAAGAGACUAAGACAGAACUUGCAAAGAACGAGACUGUAGCUGAGGCAACAAACCAGCUCCCGUACUCCGCGACCCUUGAUGCCCCUGCUUCCACCCUUCCUGAGAAGCGUGGUGCUGAGGACCUGGAAGACUCUAUUCCAGCCAAGAAGACCAAGCUCGACGACGGAAGCGAGGCUCUCGUUGGUGAUCGCCCCAUUCACAAGCCUGCCCCCGCGGUCAUUGAGCAGUCUGGUGGUGACAGCACCCCUGCUCCCAUCUCCGAUCGGCCCUUGAAGAAGAAGGCGCCCCAGGAGGACCCGUAUAAGUACCUGGAUCCCCACCACGAGGAGCUUGACCCAAUUUACAAGUUCUACGGACUGUCUGAGCGGUUCCCACGUGACCGUUUCAUGGUUCGUAAUGCUGAUGCUACUCCUUCAAGAACUGUCUACUACACCAGCGCUUUGGCCCGUGAUAUUCUCACCCAGAACGAGGGCUCUGGUAUGAAGUUCGUUCACUGUGGUGUCAAGAUGUUCGUGAAGCAGGACGCGCAGCGUGAGAAUGUGUGCCGUUGGCGCAUCCAGACUGAUGGUCUGAAGAUCAUCGAGCCCUGGUUGGGUCCUGCCCGAACCGUUGUUCUUACUAAGAAGGAGACCCUGCGCAAGCUUCUUGUACAGAUGUUCCCCAAGGUCAAUGAUGGAGCUUGGAAGGAUCUGGGUGAGAUCGGCGAGCAAGUUCGGGAUAUCGAGAUGGGUUGCAGUAUCCUGCGCGUCGAGCCUAACGGCAAGGAUGAUGGUCUCACCGAGCCUAUGGUGCUGCCUCUGUGGCGCUCCCUAUACUCUCUGAACCUCAUGCUUCCCAAGGAAGAGCGCCGUGCUAUGCUGCUGCGUAUCUUCAACGAUGAUACCCCGCUGGUCAACCCGCAGAAGAACUUCCCCAAGCCUGGUGUGGACAGCUCGGCCGCAGAGUCUUCCGCCGCAGAGACUCCGGUCGAGUCUACUGCCGGCGCCGAGGACGCUGCUUUAAAGAAUGAGAACAUGCAGAUUGGCCAGGAUGAACAAGAAUAUGUUGACAGCCGCGAGACCUACACCAAGGCUAACGACGAGGAGGAUAGAGCCAACACCACUGUUUAA